AUGGCGCGGCUCGGGCGAGCGGGCUGCCGCCCGGUCGAGGUCCAGGAUCUUACUGUAGGAAUUCCUGAAGACACAUUGAGAAAUUUUAUGUUCAAUGUCUUGGCUGCUGUAUUUAUCCUGGAAUUUCUCAGUGGGAUCAAUUUGAUUGUUCAAACAUCAGCUCUAGAAAUAGUCGCCCCUGCCAUGCCUCCAUUCCAAGGUUGGAGACCAUUUCAUUAUUUGGCAUCCCAAGCUGAAGUCCUUGUAAGUGUUUCUGCACAACCAGCGGAUGGCCACCAAAGACAAAAGAAGCUAUAUUCAUCAGCAGUUGCCAUGUCAUCUGCACAUCCUCCUAUUUCAGCGCAUAGCUAUAGUUCCAUGCCUGGUGCUUUAGAUCUGGCCAUUUAUUCCUCAGAUCUAUCACAUACUCCAGUGCAGCAUACCAGACGCUUAGCAACAGCUGCUCCUGCUCACGUAGAUGCUGACCCUCCGGAUGCAGCUUCAAAUUCUAGCGCAGCUCCUUCUGGAUUAGUGCAGCCUCCAGUAUCUCCUCACAAUGGUUGUUGUGCACCGAACAUGGUACAAAAACGAGGGACCCGGGACUGCCAUUGUGUUUAUCCAGUGAGAAUUGAGCUCUUCCUUCGUAAUGUUUCCUUGACUUCAAACUGGAGCAACGAAUUUCUUCAAGAACUAGCUUCUCAGCUCAACCUGCGUGUUAAUCAAUUUGAGAUUGUAAAUUUUUAUGUUGUUGGAGCUUCUGGGCUAAAUAUCACAAUGGAUAUAGCUCCCUAUACUGGAAUUAGCUUUGCUGCUGAUCAAGUCAAGGCAAUGAAUUAUUCACUUACUCUGCAUACAGUUCGGAUUGAUCCUGUGUUGGUCGGGGACUAUAAUCUUCUUAAUUUAACUUGGUUCAGGCCAUUGGCUCCAGCCCCAGCUCCAGCAUUCACAAUAGCACCUAGGGCCUCUCCAUCUACAGUAUCCAACUUACCAAGACCGAGUGAGGGUCCCAGCAACAAUGGACAUCCAAGCCUGAUUACUGUGAUUAUCAUAUGCGUUGGUUCUCUAAUUGGAGUCUUGCUGAUUGUUUUAAUAAUAUGCUUCUGCACAAUUAGGAAAGGGAAAAAGAGAGUGCCUCAUGUUGAAACCCCCAAGCAAAGGACGCCAGACGCAGUUUCUGCAGUGGAGUCCCUUCCUCGCCCCACCAGCACAAGGUUCCUUUCGUAUGAAGAACUGAAAGUGGCAACAAAUAACUUUGAGCCUUCAAGUGUGCUUGGUGAAGGUGGUUUUGGUCGUGUCUUCAAGGGGGUACUGAGUGAUGGCACUGCUGUCGCUAUAAAGAAGCUUACUUGUGGAGGGCACCAAGGAGAUAAGGAGUUUUUAGUUGAAGUGGAAAUGCUGAGCAGGUUGCACCACCGGAAUCUUGUGAAACUGUUUGGUUACUAUAGCAGCCGUGAGUCAUCACAGAACCUUCUUUGUUAUGAGCUUGUUCCCAAUGGAAGCCUAGAGGCUUGGCUUCAUGGUGAACUAGGUGCUAGCUGCCCCUUGGACUGGGACACCAGGAUGAGGAUAGCACUUGAUGCUGCCAGGGGAUUAGCAUACCUCCAUGAGGAUUCACAGCCUUGCGUAAUCCACAGGGAUUUCAAAGCAUCCAAUAUAUUGCUUGAGAAUGAUUUCCAUGCUAAAGUGUCCGAUUUUGGUUUGGCAAAACAGGCGCCGGAAGGUCGGACGAAUUAUCUUUCUACUCGUGUUAUGGGAACUUUUGGGUAUGUUGCACCAGAGUAUGCUAUGACGGGACACUUGCUUGUAAAAAGUGAUGUAUAUAGCUAUGGAGUUGUUCUACUUGAACUACUAACUGGGAGGAGGCCUGUGGAUAUGUCACAGCCCUCUGGGCAGGAAAACCUAGUGACAUGGGCACGGCCAAUUCUCCGAGAUCAGGAUAGAUUAGAAGAACUAGCUGACCCCAGGCUUGGCGGCCAGUACCCGAAAGAUGAUUUUGUGCGGGUGUGCACAAUCGCAGCAGCCUGUGUUUCACCAGAGGCAAACCAAAGACCAACAAUGGGUGAGGUGGUGCAGUCACUCAAGAUGGUGCAACGUUCUGUGGAGUUCCAGGAAUCUAUGCCAACACCGCCUGCUCGCCCCAACAUCCGGCAAUCCUCGACGACCUAUGAAUCUGAUGGUACCUCAUCCAUGUUCUCUUCGGGCCCCUUCUCAGGCCUCAGCCCCUUUGAGACCGAAACCAUUCCAAGAACUGCAGUUUUCUCAGAAGAUCUCCAUGAAGGUCGAUGA
Miscanthus lutarioriparius is the source of this 2265-nucleotide messenger RNA. The record is from the annotation of a GenBank genome assembly. Lineage: Eukaryota; Viridiplantae; Streptophyta; Magnoliopsida; Poales; Poaceae.